Molecule: messenger RNA, 2819 nt
Organism: Actinia tenebrosa (Australian red waratah sea anemone)
Lineage: Eukaryota; Metazoa; Cnidaria; Anthozoa; Actiniaria; Actiniidae
Product: calcyphosin-2
Molecular function (GO): calcium ion binding
Source: RefSeq, a predicted model, not a curated record
ACCAGCAUCUUUUUUGUUUUGAUGAGAAAAGAGGACAAGAAUUUAACAGAUUUGUUGGAAAAAGACUCCCAAAAUACACUCUAAAAGACACCCAAAUAAACGACCAUGGGAUUACACACUGUAAAAUACGUCUAGAAGAUAACAAGGAGCGACAAACACAAGAAUACCUGGUUUAACUCGUAUGCUUCUGGUUGCUAAGUAGACGAAGUGUAUUCGCGUUGGCGGUAAAUUUGGUUCAAUCGUUUGGUAAAUUCAACGAAACCUUUUACUUUUGCUUGGAAGUUUUACUGGGCAAAAACGAUGGACGCUUAAAUAUAACUCAAGAAAUCAUCUCCAAGAUCAACGAUGAGAAGUGUACUACAACCAGACCUAUCAGUUACUGGAAAUGCUAGCUCAAGACAUGAGCGCCCACCUAGUGGGUUCCAGCGCAGACAUUUAGGGGCCGAGAAGGCAGGAAGCACUAAGUCCCAUAUAUUUGGGGUGUCUGAGACACCCAGGCAGGACAGUCCAUAUGUGGCUCCAGGAAAGAGUCCCACUGUAUCUAAUGGUUCAUCCUAUUACAGUACUCCUGAGGCCCCAAGGGAUUAUGAACAGCAAGCUCAGAUACACAAGAUUUCAAAGGGUCCCACAGCUUUCUCUCGGAAACCUUGCAGAUGACAACAACAAGGUUGCGCAGCCCUUGAGUCCUGAGCCACCUCAUUACCACACACCUGAUACAGCCAACAGCAAUGUCAGUUGGGGAACACCAGUGCAUACAAAGCCUUUUGGAGUUGGAGGAAACUCAAAACCAAGAGAGCCAAGGUUUCCGGAGGAGAGACAAAGGAAUGUUCCUGAGAAAAUGUCCCAAGCACCAGUAUCUAAGAGACCUGCAGGGAUGCCAGCCCUUGAUCUGCAGGGUUCACAAGAUGAUGAACAUGCCUUCAGGGCUGCCAGGGAUGGCUAUAACGUUGUUGGGCAGCAAGCAAGCGAUCCAUUUAGUGGGACUCAGAAACCAUGGAACACAGAACCUAAAAAUGAACAUCAAUACAUGAAACAAAGAGCUAGAGAUGAACAGGAAAAACUCUACUCUAAUAAGAAAAAGGAUUAUGUUGUGGAGACAGUUCUGGUGGAUCAGCUAUCUAGAGCUGCUAUCUCAGACCCAGAGGCUGUUGGUCCUGAACAAUAUGCUAUUAACCUUGGACCUAAAGAACGGAAAAAGAAGGAGUUUUACAACACAAGGGCCAUCCAAUCACCAGGGAAGUCAGAGAAUCUUCUUGCUAAAAGAGUACGCUUUGGUGCAAGGCUUUUGACCAAGAAUGGCCAUGACAUUCAUAGAGAGUUGAACGGCUUUUAUUUCCUGGCUGAUAACACUUUGACUGUGUAUGAAUUCAGACAGUUUGGAACCAGGUCAUCAGCUCUACCUUUUAUCCAGAGGGGAACAUAUGCACACAUUUAUGGACAGAAAAAAGGACAGCCUUAUAACCUACGAGAUAUUGCUGUGGGUAGUACUCUCUCAUUCCACACAUCCAGUCAGAAUCCCUUGCCCCAAAGUGUUAAUAUGAAGCCAGUCAUGUCACUGAGGAUCACAGAAGUGGAUGAAGAAUCCAAGAAACGCUUGAUAUAUGAGGGUUGUCGAUCUAUAGAUGAGCAAAGAAGAAUUAGUGAUAAACUUAAUCAGCCUCCAUCGAAGCAAGAGAUAAGAGAGAGACAAAUGUUAGAAAGUGUACAAGGAGAAGUAAAGAAGCAGCUUAAAGCUAGAGCAGUCAAGACCUUGAUGGGAUUGGGAAAACAUUUUAGACAACUUGACCAAUCAGGAGAUGGCAUGCUGGACAAACAAGAAUUGCUGGCGGCAUUAAAAACUUACCGCAUACAGAUACCCCAACAGGUUUUUGAGAAUUUAUGGCAUUUACUUGAUGUGAAUGGUGAUGGGGCACUAGAUUAUGGUGAAUUUGUAAGAGGCUUUAUUGGUGAAAUGAAUGAAUCUAGGAAGGCUUUUGUCAGGAAGGUAUUUCACAGGCUGGAUCCAAACAAAUCUGGUGUGGUUGAAUUGAACACCAUCAAGAAAUUUUUCACUGCCAAGAACCAUCCCAGAGUUGUAUCUGGUGAAUUGAAAGAAACCGAGGUUGCUUCUGCUUUCCUUGAUUCUUUCACCAACUGCGAACACAAGGGAGAAGUAACAUAUGCAGAGUUUGAAGACUAUUAUGAAGGUGUUAGCAUAGUGAUGGACAGUGAUAAGGAGUUCAUAGCCAUGAUGAAAAACUGCUGGGGAUGUUGAAAACUUAAUAUCCAUAAUUUAUUUCAAAAUGAGAGGCUUUUAAAAUAUGAAAUUCUCUGCAGGAACUCCCACCACGGUUGUUUCCAAUUUAACUACGGGCUACUUUUUCUGUUAUAUGAAAAAAUUAUCAUUAAUCUAUAUAUUAUUUAUCAUUAAAUAGCAGCUGGCAGCUGUUUGAAGCAUUGGCAUCGUAGACCUUUUCUAGGAUGCCCAACAUAGUGCAUUGCGGUCUAGCUUCGGUACCAACAUCUUUUGUUCAUCAUGCCAUGGUGUUGUUUGUACCCAAUCUAGACCACAAUGCAUCCUGUUUAUCAAACUUUGAAAAGUCAUAUACUGUUAACUCUUUUAAGAAAUUCUUUUAUCACUUCAGUGAAACAGCUGCAAUCGUUGUCCUAUUUCACAGUGGUUAUGACAUGAUAUGAAAAUCAAUCUUUCACGAGACUGAGGAACAAAACUGCAAAAAAAUAAAAUAAAAAAUAAUAAUUUGUAGAGUGAAGUCAUUAAACCCGUGAAAUAGAUAUUAGACAAAGGCCUAGGGCAAACGUCAAACUUUCCAUGCACUGAA